Molecule: messenger RNA, 788 nt
Organism: Cimex lectularius (bed bug)
Lineage: Eukaryota; Metazoa; Arthropoda; Insecta; Hemiptera; Cimicidae
Gene: Mp20
Product: muscle-specific protein 20
Exons: 4
Coding region: 161-715 (184 amino acids)
Molecular function (GO): protein binding
Source: RefSeq, a predicted model, not a curated record
GCGGGGGGAGAAGUCCAAUUUUAGAUGGGCCAACUCAGAAAGUUGGCCACUGGAGCCUAAAUUAUGAGUCCCUGAGAUAUUUCUAGACGUUGGACCAAGAUAUAAAGAGAAGGGUGCGGCAAUACGGAUUCAUUUGCAAUCGCCGGCCAUUUGAGCAACCAUGUCUCUAGAAAGGGCUAUUCGCGCUAAGAUCGCCGGAAAGAGGAACCCCGAGCAGGAGAAAGAGGCCCAAGAAUGGAUGGAGGCGAUUCUUGGUGAGAAAUUCCCCCCCGGCACCACUUACGAGGACCACCUCAGAGACGGUCAAGUGCUCUGCGCCCUCAUGAACAAACUGGCCCCGGGAUCCGUGCCGAAGAUCAACACGUCUGGGGGACAGUUCAAAAUGAUGGAGAACAUAAACAAUUUCUUGAAAGCUCUCGGCGCUUAUGGAGUCGCAGACUUGGACUUGUUUCAGACAGUCGACCUAUGGGAAAAGAAAGACAUCGGUCAAGUCACGAUGACCCUCUUCUCCCUUGGAAGGGCGACAUACAAACACCCGGAAUGGACUGGUCCAUACCUCGGACCCAAACCGGCCGAUGAGUGCAAGAGAGAAUUUUCGGAAGAACAGCUCAGGGCUGGAGAAUCCAUCAUCGGCCUACAAGCCGGCUCGAACAAAGGCGCGACGCAAGCAGGACAAAACAUUGGCGCUGGACGUAAAAUCCUCCUCGGAAAAUAAAUGUACAAAAAAAUAUAAUUUUUUUAAAUAAAACAGUUCUGAUGACUGAUUCAGCGGCAAAAACCUUUCAAAA